AUGUCUUCGGCCGAUAGUAACUCCCUCCCCAACUCCAUAGGCUUCAUAGGCCUUGGAGCCAUGGGGAAACCCAUGGUCAUCAAUCUUGUCAAAAGGCUCCCUGUUGGAUCGCAUAUUUUCAUUCACGACGUCGUAGCCGCCGCCGUGGAAGAGGUCUGCGCCUCGUUUCCUGAUGCUAUUGUCAAGUGUGCCAAUGCCAAGGAAGUGGCAGAAAAAUCGGACGUCAUACUCACGAUGCUCCCCGAAGGCGCCCACGUCAAAUCAGUCUAUCUUGACCCAGCCACUGGGAUCGCCGCCGCCCUCUCUUCCUCCUCCUCCUCCUCUACCGCCAAGCUACUACUCGACUGCUCCACUAUCGACACCGCCACCAACCUGCAUGUCAAGGAACAACUCUCCAUAUCCUCACCCACAACUUCCUUCUACGACGCCCCCGUCAGUGGCGGCGUUAUCGGAGCCGUCAACGCCACCAUGGCCUUCUUCCUCGGCUGCUCCCCUUCGGACCCCAACAUCCCCCGCCUAACCGCUUUGCUCCAAACCAUGGGUGGUAAGGUGAUCCCCUGCGGCGGGCCCUCGCUCGGCCUCGCAGCGAAGCUAUCCAACAACUACCUCUCCGGCAUUAUCACCAUCGCGUGCUCCGAGGCCAUGGACAUGGGAAUGCGCGCGGGCAUUGAUGCCGACGUCCUGGCGUCAGUCUUUGCGGCCGGUACCGCACAAAACGCCAUCUGUGAUGUGUUCAACCCUGUGCCGGGCGUGUGUCCCAAAGCGCCAUCGUCGAACGGGUACCAAGGUGGGUUCCGUGUGCAGCUAAUGAGGAAGGAUAUUGGACUGGCGGUAGAUAUGGCCAGGAGGCUAGGUACGAGGAAUGCCUUGGGCACGAGUGGUUUGGGGGUGUUCACGGCGGCGAGCGAGGCGGCGGAUUGCAAGGAUUUGGAUUCGAGGGUCGUGUAUCGGUAUUUGGGGGGUAAGGAGGACUGGAAGGAAAAGAAGUGA
Phialemonium atrogriseum is the source of this 990-nucleotide messenger RNA. Its product is annotated as NAD binding domain of 6-phosphogluconate dehydrogenase-domain-containing protein. The record is from RefSeq and is a predicted model, not a curated record. Bases 1 to 990 code for a protein of 329 amino acids. Lineage: Eukaryota; Fungi; Ascomycota; Sordariomycetes; Cephalothecales; Cephalothecaceae. Gene Ontology annotation, molecular function: 3-hydroxyisobutyrate dehydrogenase activity; NAD binding; NADP binding. The transcript has 2 exons. Gene Ontology annotation, biological process: L-valine catabolic process. Gene Ontology annotation, cellular component: mitochondrion.